This is a messenger RNA of Diorhabda carinulata, 1737 nucleotides long. RefSeq names its product homeobox protein unplugged-like. Gene Ontology annotation, cellular component: nucleus. Gene Ontology annotation, molecular function: RNA polymerase II transcription regulatory region sequence-specific DNA binding; DNA-binding transcription factor activity, RNA polymerase II-specific. The transcript is spliced from 3 exons. Gene Ontology annotation, biological process: regulation of transcription by RNA polymerase II; regulation of nervous system development. NCBI's taxonomy places the organism in Eukaryota, Metazoa, Arthropoda, Insecta, Coleoptera, Chrysomelidae. The coding region runs from base 2 to 700 and encodes 232 amino acids. The record is from RefSeq and is a predicted model, not a curated record.
UAUGGAGAUAUCGUCUAGUGAAGGGUGCGAAAGUAUGACGAAACCUGUACCGAGACCGUUUUCUAUCGAGGCUUUAAUGAGUGAUUGCGGUCCGAGGAAAAGUACGAAUAAUUUUAUACCGUGGGAACAGCAAAAUAAUCAAUUUGUGCAUUGUAAUAAAGACACUGAUUCUGAUGGAAGUGUCGAAAUGGAUUUGGCGCAGGAUUUGUCCAAUAGGAGUCAAAAAGAUGGCAAUUCGGAUUUAGAGGACGAUUUAGACGAAGCGCAUUCCUCGGAAAGUUCCGCCGCGACGAAAGCUCGCCGAAGACGUACCGCUUUCACCAGCGAGCAACUCUUGGAAUUGGAAAGGGAAUUUCACGCCAAAAAGUAUCUUUCUUUAACGGAGAGAAGCCAAAUAGCGGCGGCUCUGCGUUUGAGCGAAGUACAAGUUAAAAUUUGGUUUCAGAAUCGUCGAGCGAAAUGGAAGAGAGUCAAGGCGGGUUUGGGAAGCGGUCCUCAUCAAGGCGUUAAGAAUACGCAGCAGAAAAGUAAACUCGUCGUACCUAUACCAGUACACGUCAACAGAUUUGCUGUAAGGAGUCAACACCAACAAUUAGAAAGAGCUUUAGGUGAUUUGGCCGGGAGAGUUUUAGCCAGUCACGCCGCACUCAGGGUAGGUUUAGAUUUACACGGAUUUCACACGCAGGCCCCGCCUCGCUAGAAAUCCAAAGGGAAAUUUUAAGAUAUUAGUGAUUCCUAUGUGAUGUACAUAUACAGUGAGUGUUAUAAUGAAACAAAAUCGGUUUUGCAGGUUCCACAAACUUCAUCCGCGUGAGUUAUGACCUAAAUUAUCUCUAGUUGAAUAAUAAACUAUUAAUUAUUGUUGUUAUUGUGAUUGCGAUAAAUUUAAUGCACUCACUACAUAUGAUUUUCCAUAAUACAACUUUUUUUUUUGUAAAUUUCGAGUUAUAUUUAUUACAUAUAUCCCAAAAUGUGGUGCAAUAUUAUAGAAUAUUUUACUUUUAAAUCGAAAAAAUGACCAUUUCUAACAAUUCGUUGUUCAAUCGUAUUAUUUCCGUUCCUAAAAUAAAUGGUUUGAUGAUUUUUCCAAACUUUAGAUUGUACACGUUGUCCCUGUAAAAGUUACUAAUUGUUAACCAUUGGGCAUGAGCCGUCCCUGGUCUUCAGAUAGUAGUGUAGAAUCAGCCAUUAGAAAUUCAUAAUUUUCGAAUGUUUAACUUAGAAAAUCAACUUAAAUAUAAAUUCUGGGGGUUAUAUGAAAAAAUUUUCACGUCAUCUACUCAAUUUUUAGCAUAAACACCCUGUAUAUAAUUAGUAUUGAUACCUCUAGAUGGCGUAUUUGACGAUAUAAAAUUAUCUAUCUAUGUGUAAGAGGGAGAACUCAUUGUCCUUUUCUAUUCUCUUCUUUCAAGAAAUUAAUGGCGUCCGCGCUUGCGCGUGGCGUCGGUUUCUCCUGUCAUGUGGUCUCGCGAAUGUAAACAAAACAGAUCAGACUUUACACACGUUUACUUGAAUUUUUUUUAAACUUUUAUCAGUGAAAUGAAUAUUUUCGAAAAUAUUGUGUUAGGUUGGGUUAGUUUUGAAGAGGGCUGGGGGUUAAACAAAGCUGCGUAGGUAUAAAAACUUUUUUUAUAGUAAAGGACAACUACAUUCGAAAUGUUAAACAAAAUGGUUAUUUUCUUGAUGACUUGUAGAAUUUCAAUAUUAAAAUCAGAUACAGAACCAGUGUUUAAUAUA